AUGCCGACGGUGGCUGAGAUGACGCGAUUGGUGCUGACGUGGCAUCCUGACCUUCUGGAAGCUACUGUUGCUGAUGACGAUGCUUCUGAUUACAAUGAGGCUGAUGAUGCGGAGGGAGGGGGCUCGGCCGGCCUUGCUCGUCUGCUAGUGGCCGCCCUGAAGCCCGCCCUAGCUUCUUAUUGGGCGGAGGAGCGACGCCGAGCCGCAGCCUUUACGUCCGGAAGCACCACCGAGACUCGGCGACAGGUGCGGGAGGCAGUGGAGUCUCGAGUAAAUGCCAUGCUGGGCCAGUUGGUGCUGUAUGCACAUGGGGCAGCAGCUUUCAACUCGGAUGAGGAUGCAGCUACUGCUACCCUCAUCUCCCGGCACGUUCUCCGAACCUCGGCUUUCGAGCCUGUCGACCUGCUUCUGCACGCCGUGCUUCUGGACCAUGACGUCAUCACUGCCCAGGAUGACGCCAGCAGCACCAGCAGCAAUGGCGGAGGGAGCAGCGGGAGUGGGAUGCAGGCCGGGGAGCAACAAGAGAGCACUGGAGCAGAAGCAAUGAGCGAGGAAGGAGCAGGAGGAGGGAUGGGGCGUGAACAGAAAGAUAAGGGAGCAGCAGCAUCAGUGCUCGGUUCAACCCCAAUCAUCUACACGCCAGCACGGCGGGCAGCGUUAGCAAAGUUGCUGCCAGGCGGCGGUCCCAGGGAGCGGGCACAGAGGAUGAUAGCAGCACUGGAGGGCAAGGAGGUGGAGGCGGUGCUGCUGCCCCUGGAGGAAGUUGCUGAGAAGGAUCUCGGCAUCCGGCUCAAGCGCCCGGAUAAGAAGGCUGAGCGUGCGCUGCUCUUCUCAAUGAAGAAGAGCCUUCAGCUACAGCUGGAGGCAGAGGAGGAUGCUGUUGCAACACUGCCCCUCAUUGUGGCUCUUCUCUUCAUGCAGGCACACAACAGGGCCCUUCAGGCCCCCGGCCGCGCUCUCUCUGCCGUCAUCACCCAUCUCAAGCCCUCGCUCUCCCCUGCUGACUUCUCCUCUCUCUCCACCUUGCACUCUGCUGUUGUCGCUGCUCUUGGCAAGCGCGCAGCAGGGGGGAGAGGGCCGGCAGGGGGAGGUGAGGAGGGGAAGGAGGGAGGGGAGGAGCGGGUGGAUAUGGAAGCGUUGCUGAAGGGACUGAAGGAACUGACUCUGGGGAAAGCCAAGGAGGGAAAAGCUGGUGGUGGUGAUGAGUGA
Closterium sp. NIES-65 is the source of this 1209-nucleotide messenger RNA. NCBI's taxonomy places the organism in Eukaryota, Viridiplantae, Streptophyta, Zygnematophyceae, Desmidiales, Closteriaceae. The record is from the annotation of a GenBank genome assembly.